Messenger RNA from Xiphophorus couchianus (Monterrey platyfish), 2919 nucleotides. RefSeq names its product proteoglycan 4b (gene prg4b). The transcript has 16 exons. The coding region runs from base 404 to 2458 and encodes 684 amino acids. Gene Ontology annotation, molecular function: scavenger receptor activity; polysaccharide binding. Gene Ontology annotation, biological process: immune response. NCBI's taxonomy places the organism in Eukaryota, Metazoa, Chordata, Actinopteri, Cyprinodontiformes, Poeciliidae. The record is from RefSeq and is a predicted model, not a curated record.
ACUGAUCCUCUAACUGGAUGAUGACACAACUGGAAAUUCCCUGAGCUGUGAAACGGUUCAGUAAAAUUUCCAACCACAAAACGCCAUCUUCAUCUGAUCCAAAGACACAAACCUAUUUGACCUGUGUAGUAGGGUGGAUGUGGGUUGUUGUUGUUCUCAUUAAACCUGGCUGUUCACCUAAAGUGAGAAGUUGGGCAAGAAGAACAACAAGAGGAGAGCAGAGAGGAGCGAGAUUAACAACUAAGGACCCUCCCUACACCCUGUGAGAUCAUCGCAAUUUUAAUUAGACCGGAUUCGCCAAUUACAAGACACGCAGGGCGUCUCGCUUUCUCUCCUCGGUUCUAUAAAAGGAGCACAGGUCACCGAUUUGGCAGACAGGAGCUGAGGAACGACUUACUGUAUAAUGUCUUCCAAAAAGUUUAUGGUUGCCACUUUGCUGGUUGGUGCUUUAAAAUUCAUCUCAUCUCAGACGAGCUGCAGAGAACGAUGUGGCGCCGAGUACUACCGAGGCAACACGUGUCAGUGUGACUACACCUGCCUGUCCUAUGAUGAGUGCUGCAAUGAUUAUGAAGCUCAGUGCACCGAAAAAAACUCCUGCAAGGGCCGUUGUGGAGAAACCUUCAAGAGAGGCCGGCAAUGCAACUGUGACCCCGAAUGCUCAAAGUUCAACCAGUGCUGCCCAGACUACAAGAACCACUGUGAUGUGGAUGUAAUUACUGCAGAAAACAGUGGAGGAGCAACAGGACCAAUGACGAGUAUCUCAUGUAAUAAUGUACAUGAUAACAAUCCCAAAGAUUCAACUGUGACAGAGGAUCCUGAAUUGGGUGAAGGAAACAAUGCAGAUGACAGCUCAUUUACUCCAGACAGUUCAACACCAUACCCACCCACAGAUGUUGGCGAUGGCGAUGAUAUAUUUGCCGAGAUUUUUCCGGGUGACGACCUGUCCACCAAUGGAGAUGUGCAACCGGAGGCGUCUCCAAGCCCAGAGGUCAGCAGUGGUGAUGGACCGACUCCAGUUGAGCCCUCGGAUGAAAUCCCGACAGAACCGACUCUGGUUAGAGACGAUCCACAGUUCAGUACAGAGCCGACGCCUGUGGAUGACAUUCUUACUUCGGCAGCAAUUACAACUGCAAGCACAGACCAACAAGCAGAUCCAACAAGCGACCCCAAUCAAGCAACGACUCCUCUGGUUCCCUCUGAACCGCCAACUGAACCGAACUACGGCGUCCUUGACCCUUCAUCAACCUCAGAGCCACAAACUGAACCUACAGCUUCGUCUGGAGCUACAGAGACUGAAACGGAGAUUUCCCCCUCAGACACACCAGAGGUCAGCCCCACCAACGUAAAGGACUUAAUGGAAGAGCUGGAAAACUCUCAGCUCACCACAACUCCGAGCUCGUCAACGUCGGCUUCAGUGACUGAGGAAACCACUUCAGGCCCAAACACGGAGAGCAGUCCAGAAAGCAUCACAACCAGCUCUCCUGAUGUUCUGCAAGACGUUUCAGACUCCACUCUCAGCCCAGCUACAGACGAGUUCCUCUCAUCCACAGCGGCAGGCCCGGACAACGCCAGUGACGGUGUUAAUCCAGACGAAACAACUGCUGAUCCUCCCACAUCUGAACCCGACUCCAAACCGGACCCGUCCAUAUCAUCACCCACCUCUAAACCUGAGACCAAACCUCUGGACCCACAAACCCAGAUUACAGACAACCUGAACGAUUACCAAGGAGAUGACAGUGAUGACACAAACCUGUGCAGCGGACGCCCGGUCAGUGGGAUCACCACACUGAGGAACGGCACAAUGGUGGUUUUCAGAGGCCAUUACUUCUGGGUUCUGGACAGAAACCUGGUGCCGAGUUCACCCAAAGGAAUCACAGCGGUGUGGGGCGUUCCCUCACCCAUCGACACUGUGUUCACUCGCUGCAACUGUCAGGGCAAAACCUACAUUUUCAAGGGAGGAAAAUACUGGAGGUUCGAAAAUGAUGCUCUGGACCCGGGUUUUCCGAAAGUGGUUAAAACGGGCUUCGACGGGCUGCAGGGCCACAUCACAGCUGCCCUGUCUGUGCCGCAGUACCUCAGCAGGAAAGAGUCUGUUUACUUCUUCAAGAGAGGGGAAACAGUUCAGAAAUAUUCAUACCAGUUUGGCACCAGUCCCAAAUGCGGAAGAACGGCCCACGUGCCUGUUUAUACCGUUCGCGCUCGACUGGUCCGUCAAGCAGUUUCUGUUUUGGAACCGCCAAUAAACAUCCGUAAAUCCUGGAAAGGCUUCCCCUCCACCAUCACAGCAGCCGUUUCCGUGCCAACCAACAGAAACCCAGAGGGGUACAAAUACAUCGUCUUCUCAAGAUCGACGGCGUACAACGUGAGGAUGCACGACGGUCGACCUGUUGUCGCCGCUCCGAGAGCAAAUGUGUCGUCGAAAACUGACAACUUCUUCAGAUGCCCGAAGAAAUCCUAACUGGAAAAAUAAAACAACAAACGGGCACAGGCUAAUUUCAAACAGUUUUAAUUUCUGAUUAAAACACAGCAUCAACAUGAAUUUAAAAAAAAAAAACAUUCAAAUAAACUAAAUCUAGCCAAGAAACAAGAACAUGGAAGAAUGCAGAUCUGAAAGUUGAAUGGCGUCGCCUCCAGUUAGGAGUUAGUUCUGAUUGGUGCUUCAUCUCAGAAAUCGUCUCCCAUGAAAGCCGCGGGGAGGGAAGCUUUGACCUGUGGAAGACAAAAUAUUUCAGAUACAAGUUCAACGAUGAUGUAGAUUCUGUACAGUUUCUAAGUAUUAGUCAAUGCAUAUAAUCUCCUGGCAGUUUUGGUUAAUGAGGCAACAUUUUAUUAAAUACAUUGUUUGUGCAUAAAUAACAAGAGUGUGAACAUACUGAUUUUUUUUAAAGGAAGGCAAUAAAGACUAAAUGUCGUGAAAAC